CAAAGGUGCGUACGCUUGAAGAGUAGAUUUACGCCAAUGGUGGUUGAUAGUGUAAAUUUUUCUGUAUGUGUGUAUCCUAUGAUUAAAAUUUUAAUAAUCAUUCUAUUAAAAUAAAUUGAGACAGAUUUCAGUUUAUUUGGCCAUAUAUUUCUGUUGCCUAAGAAUAAAAUCAUCUUUCUAUGGAUACUGAUGAAAGUGAAGCAACAUCACCUCUGCACGAUCGAUGGAUGAGUUUAACAGCAAACAUUGAGAAAGGAAUUUCUGAAAAAUGGUGGGAUAUCCUGAAAUCAAAAUAUACAGAUCCCUCACGCAAAUAUCACACAUUCAGUCACCUACAGAAUAUGUUUAAUCACAUGGAUUCUCAUAUUAAUGAAAUUCAACAUAAAGAUGCAAUGUCAUAUGCCAUUUUUUUCCAUGAUUUAGAAUAUGAUAUUCAUUCCCAGGAGAAUGAAGAAGAAAGCAUCAAACAUUUUAAGCAAUUUUCUGAAGAUUCUAAGUUAAUACAGGAUCAUAAAUUAAUGGAAGUAGUUGAAGCAUUGAUCAUGGCAUCGAAAGCACAUUGUACAGAAGAACAUAAACAGGAAGGAAUGUUUGGAACUGAAGAUAUGCAUUAUUUUUUAGAUUUUGAUGUUAGUAUUUUAGGUGCGGAAUCUGCAGAUUAUAAAAAAUAUGCUUCACAAAUUGCAGAAGAAUACGCUUUUUUGCCAUCUUCAAAAUAUAAAUUUAUGCGUUCUAAGGUAUGUAUUUAUAAUCAUACUAAACAUCUGGAUAAUGUUCUGGUGUUUAGUAAUGAGAGAAAUAUGUGGAAAUCAGAAGGUGUGGGAUCUGGUAGUGGAAGGAGUAGAACAUCCCAACUAGGCUCCAACAACUUUCAUCGAGUUAUCAAAGAUGCAUGA
Molecule: messenger RNA, 896 nt
Organism: Stegodyphus dumicola
Lineage: Eukaryota; Metazoa; Arthropoda; Arachnida; Araneae; Eresidae
Source: RefSeq, a predicted model, not a curated record